Messenger RNA from Aureobasidium melanogenum CBS 110374, 771 nucleotides. RefSeq lists its product as uncharacterized. The coding region runs from base 1 to 771 and encodes 256 amino acids. The transcript has 2 exons. Lineage: Eukaryota; Fungi; Ascomycota; Dothideomycetes; Dothideales; Saccotheciaceae. The record is from RefSeq and is a predicted model, not a curated record.
AUGCCUCUCACAUCCUCCAAUCGCUCAAGUCUCACACACGAAGACACCAUAGAAGCCCUAGCCGCCCUGCUAACCCAAUACUAUACCCUCCAACUUCUCCUUCCCUCACACUCUACAGCACAAAUAUCUCAACCCCCUCACACACCAUCACCCUCUAUUACAUCCCAAUGGCAAAACGCUGGAAUGAGUGAUCUCGUCAUCGAGACUCUAAAGCAAUUACCCUAUCUCUCCGGGGAGGGGUCCAGAGAAAUAGCGCCAGAUACACGAGCAUUAGACUACCUAAACGCCGAGAGCGAGGCAUUGGAUGUAUGGAAAGAUCCUUUCUGUCUAAGCGAAGAGGGAAAAGAGAAAACAGAAGGGUAUCUGGGGAAUGCCAUCCCAUUGACCAGUUGUAUUGGAAGGGAUGGUUGGUUAUUGUUGCUGGAUCUUGAUACUAACAACAUCUACGAGAUCAGAGACAAAGACCUCCAGGAAGAACCUACACAAGCACCUCCAGAAAACGCACCAAAACACCACUUUAAACAUCUUCCUCACAAACCUGCACUCUCAGUCCUGAAAAGCUGGAUCGAAAAGACAAAGAAACUUGACUGGGUACCUGAUCCUGAAACUGGAAUAUGGUUACAGAAACAUGAGGAUGAACUGGAAGAGACGGGAAGGUACGAUGCCUUGAAGCAGUUGUAUUUUGAUUGUGGAUGGCCUGAGAGGUUUGAUCAGGAAGCUUUCUUGGCGAGGUAUACGUUGUUGAGCAGAUCCCGUGGAUGGGACGAUUGA